GGUUACUAUACUAUUACUAAACAACCCACUGACUUAAACUAUCAAUUUCUUUAGUUUUAUUUGUUUAGAAUAAUAAAUUUAUUUCCAUCAAGAACAGAACAAUUCCUCUUGUUUAAUAGCAGCAGUAAUUUGAAAGAUCUUUAUUCAAGAUUCUUCAUCUCUGUUUUACUGACGCCUCCCAGCACAGUUGCUGACAUGUGAUUGGUCCAUUUCUCCCAUCUCAGCUUCCUAUUUGCUGUUCCUCUCCCACGAAGAUUAUCUCCCAGCAAUGCAGAGCUGACCUCCGACGUCUCUCCACGGAGACAGCGGAAACCUUUCAAACAACUCUGAUUCAUCAUGAGUGCUUCCUCGAGUUUUGAAGAAGCUGCAUCUCACCUGAGACAAGCCAUAUGUGACAACAAGUUGGCGUCUUUGCAAACCAGCGAUUUCAGAAUUUUAAUCCAUGAAACAUCAAGCAACAAGGUUCCAACUUUAUUACAAGAACAAGUUUUAGAAGAUCUUCUAGCUGUCUUAAGCAGUAAUCAACUUAGCCAUAAUAACCACAUAGUAGCAGCAACAGCCUACUGCAAGAUCGUCUCAAAUGUCAAACAAGAAAUGGAUAAAAUAUUAAGUGUUUUCAUCAAAGAGUUUGUCGAUAAUCAGUUUCAUGAAUGUUCUUUAUUCCUGUGUCAUGGAAUUUUCCAAUUAAGCUGUUGGAAAUCACCAAGCAAAACUGGAGAUGUACUCUUGGAAGAAAUAUUCACAAUUGUUAAAAGGUUUUGCUGUGAACUUAAUUCUACGUGUUACCUAGCUUUCAAAGUUUUACACAGUCUUUUGAACAAAAUACACCAACUUUAUCCCACAGGAAGUGGAAUAUCUGAAGACAACUUUAAAAGUGUUUUAGACAUUGCUCUUUCCAACUGGGAAAAUCCCCUGAGUGGGGUGCGCCAACAAAAUAGCCUUGUUUUCAACCAGCUUCUGUUGUUUAGCGAAGACUAUUGGAUUGCUACACUUUCAAAAAGCACUAAUACCGAGAUAGAAUGGAAGUUCUGUGGACUUUUAAGGCAUCAAAAUUUGCUGGAACUUGUACUCUCAGAGCUAUCAUGGACUAUGAAAAGCAAAUAUUUUCUACUGUGUUCCAUCGUACAGGAUUCAAACAUACCUCAGAUUCUAAGUAAAUAUGGAGAAGAAAUAAUCAAUGGGCUGAUUAUCAGCUUAUCAAUUCCUUAUCUAGUAUCAGCUGGGACUGACCUGUAUCUUGCUCUUUUGGCAUCACUGUCUCUGAAGGAUUGGCAACACUGGUUUUUAAAACCAUUCAGUAAAAUAAUAUCACAUGAAGAGCUGAGUUUGGGGAUGGAAAACAUUUUCAACUACUGGACGAAUCAGACAUUGAAAAAGUUCCCCUCAGUUUUUGAGAUGUUGGUUUCAGAAACUGGAAGUAGCUUGUAUUCCCUAAUAACACUUCAAAAAAUUGGUAGAAAAGAGGGACUAUUUAAAUGGGAGGACUUGGACAACCAAACUCUCGAAGCUGCAAUGAUACAUCACUCUGAGAAGAUUCGGUCACAGUUAUUCUCACUUGUCUGCACUUGUUCAAAUAACUUGUCUCCUCCAAACAAUGAAGAGGUUGACUUUGCCAUAAAGUUUUUAAAGCAAAAUAUCAAUUCAGACGAUUCUGCUUUAAGGCAAAACUUACUCAAAUCCCUCAAUAAUUUAAUGUUAAGAAUUAGAGAUUCAAUUUUGUUAGUGGCGCACCGCAAAGAUGUAAGUAACUGUCCUUUCACUUACAAUUUUGUAAACGAUAAUCCUUUAAAAGACAGUAUUAACUUUUUAAAGUGGCUCCAUUCAUUUCUGCUAAUAAAUCUUGAAGAUAGGUGUAAUUAUCAGAGAAAAAUCACUUCUCUUGAAAUCUAUAAAAUAGUCUUCAGCUAUUUAGGUGAAGAUGAGGCGGGAAAUCAGUAUAAAAGAAAAAGUAACAACAAUAGUUUUAAUAUAAGAAGCUUUGAAGGUUAUAGCGAUGUUUUUAGAUUUGAGUGUUAUCAGGAUCUAAAAGCACUUGUCAAUUGUCUUUUCCAUGAGGAUAACGGUAUACGUUCAUCUGCUGCUAACAUUCUCAUUUCUUAUUAUAAUAUCACAGAGUCAAUUGGUUUUGAAUUACAAUUUCAAGAACUGUUUGACAAAGGGAUAGCCUUGAGCAAAGACCAGAUGUUCUACAAGGCUGAAAGUGGAGCAGUCAUUGUCAAAGUUUUGGUUUCAAUGGUGUACAAAUCCUCAUCAAGAGAAUUGAAAGAACUAAUCAACAAAGGAAGUGAUAAUUUCAUCAACGUCUUGCUGGCGUCUGCUCAAGAACAGUUCACUCAGCUCAGAGAAGAUCUGUUGAAAGCAGCCUCUCAAGGGGCAUUCUUGUAUGGAACCCUACAGAUAAUUGAAUUGCUAACAUCAGAUCCUGCCGACCCUGAACUGUCUUUAAAGGAUGAUCAACAAAAAAGAUUGUUGAAGCUGAUUGAAGAAGUAACUGAUUACUUUGUUUCGGUUUUGGCCUCCAAGUCGGAAUCAACAUCAGACUAUGCACCUUCGUUUGGAGAGAUGGGCGUGGCCAUUGCAGCGAUUGUUGAAGGAUCUUCUGCAGAAAGUUCUGUGUUGUGUGAAGUGGCAACAGACAACACCAUGAGUGAUCUUCAGUUGACUCCAGCCCAACAGCUGGUCCUCAACUGUAUAUGGUUGAAUCUCAAGGCAUGUACAAAGCUAUGUAGCAAAUUAGUAUCCUCACCUAUGAAUGUGAGGGACAGCAAGAGGUGUGUCUCCGUUGUGGUGUCUGUGCUUAAGAAGUGUCGACACAAAGGAGCUAUUGAAUCUGCUGGUCUCGCCCUCUACAAUAUCUGCAGCCACCUGACAAAAAGUGAUGAGCCUGAACUUGUCAACCUUCCGGAAGAGCUGUUGAAGGACUUCCUACAGAAUUUGAUCGGUACCACUGCAGCCACCGUAUCUCGUAGAUCUGCCGGUUUGGCGAUCCUGGUACAUCGACUUAUCACUGGGGACUCUCGGGCAAAAAAGCCACUGUUGCACUUGUGCGUCUCAAGAUUACUAUCAGUUGCGGAAGACUCAAAUGUGUCAGAACACGCUGCCCUUGUUGAUCUACCUCAAAGUCAAGCGCUGCACUUCUUGCGUACUCUUGUCCAGGAGUCAAGCUUAAGAGAACACAUGGUUCAGUAUACACUCAACAUAUCAUUAGUGGCUCUGAACAACCUGGCCUCCCCGCUAUGGACUAUAAGAAAUGCAGCACUUCAGUUGUUUGGAGCUCUGGUACCAAAAUUGGUGGGUCAAAAACCCAACCAGGAACAAGGAGGAGGACAGUACAAUCUAUCUUUUGAGGAACUUUACACACAUGCUCAGCCCUUGGUGGAAUUGAUUCUCGAAGAAUUAAGUUCUGCCGUCAGUUGUGACUCGAUAACUUCCCAUUCAAAAGUGUUGCCGAUGUUGACUUUAGUCACAAAUUUGACCCUGGGAUUGCAAGCAGUGUUGACACCGGAGAUAAUGAACACGAUACAACGUUUUCAACAGUGUUUCUAUGCGCUUUUCAAAAGCAGGAUUUUUAAUGUGCGAAAGCUAAGUGGCAAAGCUUCUGCUUUGUUUGCUACCCCUUCCUCAUUAGCUAGAAUGAUUGAAGAAACUGCAAUGAUAGUGAUUAACUACAUUGAAGGAAAAGAGAAUGUUAUUCAAUCAGAAAAUGAGUUGAAUGGUUACGUUUUCAACUUGACACACUUAUUUCAACGGUUUGAAGAAGAUAAAAGAGGAAUGAGUGUGUUGAUGGAUAAGGAAAACAAAGUUCACACAAUACUUGAAGAAUUGGGGGAUAAAUUGAUUUCAGCUCAAUGUUCAUAUUUCACCAAAGCAUUGGUGUUUGAGUUAAAAUGGUCAGCCAAUGUGGACACUUUAUUCACUAUGAUUAGUUCUAACAUUGGUAAAAACUCAUUAGGGUUUUCUUAUUUUAUCGAAAAAAUGAUUAAAAAAUUAAUUUUAACUUCAAGUACGAAUGAGGUUGAGAAUAUUGUGCAUGACUGUUUGCUGAAGAAAACUUGCUACGAUGUUCAGCAUUCCUGUUUGAAAGCUCUAACUAGGUAUGGAUCAAAACAGAAUUUUGAAUCUAACCACAUUUGUGUGAUAUUCAGUACUCUCAAAGAAUAUCUUCUUUUAAAAAAACACAACCUGUCCCUAGAACCCCUUGUGUUUGAAACUCUUCUAAAUCUUUUGGAACAAGUGAAAGAUUCAAGUUUAUCCAUCCCUUCAGAAUAUUUCUGCUCUGAGCUGUUAUCAUAUUGCUUGAAUGUUCUUUAUUCUCGUGAGACUUUGAUUACCGUAACUAACAUCGUAUUGCCAAUCACUUGUGCUCUGUUCUAUGCUGGAGAUACCUGCAGUUUGGAUGAUUUGUUGAAAGUAUCCACAAUGAUUAAAACUAGAUCUGAGAAUCUGCUUGAUCAGGAUCUAAGACUCAGUGCAGCUAAGUCGAUGGAUUUCCUUUGCAGAACAAGUAAACUAAAGAAGAACGAUUGUCGACAGCUCAUAUGGAAAGCUUGUGUUGAUUUAUUGCAAGAUGAAGUACCUGAGAUUAGAUAUGAAACAAGCAAAUGUAUCUCAUUUCUAACAAGUAGACAGACCAAGUUUGUUCUGAACCCUUAUGUUUCCCUAGAAUACCUCUUCCAGCCUGAUAUUUGCCUAAAGUUUAUGACAAUCGAAACAAAUCUUAAUUGGAUUACUGAGAAAUUUGCUGAAAAGUAUACAGUAAAUUCGGCAGGUAUCUACAAUCCCUUUGAUCAUGGAGUGAAAAGUAUUUUUGCUGAAGACAAUGUAGUUUGUAGAUUAGCAGCAGAAGGUUUAUAUAAAGGUAAACCGAAUGUGGGCGAUAUAUGUGGUUACAUAGACAAUUAUGUAGAAGACGGGUUUUUUGGCAUCUUUGUGAGAAGUUGUUUUCUGGAGUACAAAUUUUGUAGUUUAUAGUUCAGCUACAAAAGAAUUAAAAUUAAAGCAAGAGAAGACAAAAUGAAAAUAAUUUCAAAAGUGAAUAGUAAGUAAACAAAAGACAAUUCCUUUAUGAAACGCUUCACCACUUUCAACCACAGUAUGAAUUUUUUUUAUAAGUAUUAAUUUAAUUUCAGGUAAGAAUGGAUACGUAAAAAUUUCAUAAACCUGAUUUUUAUAAUAUAACGUAGGUAGACAUGUGUUAACUACAGUAAAACCACCAUUUUUCAACUUUUCCUCAACCUCGACUCCCUGCAGACGAUACUGAGAAAUCACAUGCUUUUUCCAUGUGGUAUUGCUUUACGCCAUAUUGGGUACAUCAUGACUACCCUCUCUGUACCCCCUUUCUGCACUCGGAAGACGCUUAAACCAUCUCCACUUGACUGCAAUUUCCAUUGUUAUAGCAAGCUCGUAGAUUAAACAUACAUAUAGUCACCCAAAGUAUCAUCUAUAGAUAAUUUUAUUGUUAAUUCCGCCUGUUUCACACAGAGGGUGUGUUUUUGUUUACUCAUUUAUUUAUUGUUAUUUUAAAACUAGUUCAUCCAAAUAAACCUAUCUAAUUAGACAAAAAUAGUUUGAAUUCUGGUUUUAUAACCAAACUGUAAUGCAAAACUUAUAACAUAAACCCUAAUACAAGAAAACAAAUAUUUAAUCAACUUCAUCAACAUAGCACACAUAUAAAACAAGCCUCAGGUGUUAAUUGGAUGAGGAUUACACUUUUACUAUUAGCAUUUCAAAGUCAAUGAUAUUACACUGUUUGUUAACUCCUCAUAGUCAAUACUUCUCUGCUAUAAUACUUCUAACGCCUUAGUCAAAGUGUGGACGAAUACCAGUAGCUGGGUAAACAAGUAUCAUUUCAUCUUAUGUAUAAUAGAGAUUUAAGUUACGGUAAUGGCGCAAAACAAUAAUAAAACAAACUUUUUAAGAUUUGAAGUUUUUAAUAUAUUUGAUGAUAGAGGGACUUUACCAAUUAAUGACUUUAAAAGCUUACAAUGGAUUUUAUAAAUUACUGUAUUUUCUGUUUUUCUGACCAUUCUACUUUAUCUAACCUUGCCGAGGCAGAAAUAUGAUGAUAGAGACUCUACUAAAAAACACAAGUUUAGUUAAUUUACUAAUAUAAUAAUAUAUUAUUUUAUUUUACAAGUUAUACUUUACAGUUUAUAUGUUCUGAAUCAUAGUUAUUAUGGUUAUUGUAAAUAAAUAUGUGUUUUUGCACUAACAUUUUCAAGAUUUUUUAUUUUGUUGUCAAGAUAUUGUACAGUAUACACACAUAUUUUUGCAUUGAAACGUUUUUGUUUGUAUACAUUUGUAGGGAAUAACUUACUAAAAUAGUUUAAAUACAACUAGAAAAGUAGUUAUUUUCAUUAUGUCUCUCUUCUUUAAUAUUUAUGUGCUCAAUAGUGUAAUUAUCAUAAAACACAAUCAUGAUUUUAAUAUGGUUACUGUAAAUAUUUUUUGCAGUUAUGUUUUCAACAAUAUUGUAAAGAUAUUGUAUACACAUAUUUUUGAAUUAAAAGCUUUUUGUUUGUAUACAUUUUGUAGUGAAUAACUUACUAAAAUGGUUGAAAAAUACAACUACAAAAGUAGUUAUUUUCAUGUAGAACUGUAAAUAUUCGACUGACUAAUUGGAGUGGAGAUAUUUUUCAACAAUAUAAAUUUGUUUCCUA
This is a messenger RNA of Macrosteles quadrilineatus (aster leafhopper), 6659 nucleotides long. RefSeq names its product thyroid adenoma-associated protein homolog. Gene Ontology annotation, cellular component: cytosol. Gene Ontology annotation, biological process: tRNA methylation. The record is from RefSeq and is a predicted model, not a curated record. The transcript has 13 exons. Lineage: Eukaryota; Metazoa; Arthropoda; Insecta; Hemiptera; Cicadellidae. The coding region runs from base 337 to 4971 and encodes 1544 amino acids.